AUGUCUCCCUUCCAGAUCCAGUGGUCAGAAGGGCUAGUUGCCCCCCUUGCCAACCCAGGCUGGCAGCACCAAGCUUCCCCAGGGUCUGAAGAUGCCAAGGGCAAGCCCAAGCCUGCAAAUCCCAUGCAAGCUAAGCCGGUGCCAGCUUUUGUCAGACCCUGCCUUCUGGCUUCCAUAGUCGUGAUGAUAUUCCUGCAAAGCCACGACGUCAAUGGGGCUCCAAGGAGGAGGUGCUACCUUCCCAAAACUCCCGAACACCGCGAGGCCUUCAGAACAAUCCGGAACAAAUACGAGGAUUUGAGGUUCAAUGAGGUGGAGCCCUGGAACAACUGCUCCGAGAAGUACCUCCAGCGACCCAAAAUGGAGAAUCUAACAAAAUGGGAGAAGCUGGAAGCCCUGGAGCUGGAACUGAACCUCUUCAUCCCUGUCUUGCAAAACCAGAGUGAGCCCACUUUCUCCAAAGAGACCACGCAGGUCCUGGAUUUCUUGCUGCCUUACAGAGAAAACCUCAAAACCUGUAUACAAGAUAAACCUCCCCACCAUAAGGAGUCUGGCUACCUGUCAAGGUUUAAAGAAGAGCUGCAGAGGUUUAAUACCAGCAACAUUGAGCAAUCUCCCAAGUGCCUCGAAGAAGCAGUGGGACUGAAUAUCUACAGCCUGCUCAAGGAUAUGACUCAAGUCGGCCCCCUCCACCACCAUCAUGGUCAACACCAGCGUCCAGCCAACUGA
Sceloporus undulatus (fence lizard) is the source of this 729-nucleotide messenger RNA. RefSeq lists its product as uncharacterized. NCBI's taxonomy places the organism in Eukaryota, Metazoa, Chordata, Lepidosauria, Squamata, Phrynosomatidae. Gene Ontology annotation, biological process: innate immune response; defense response to virus; positive regulation of immune response. The transcript has 6 exons. The record is from RefSeq and is a predicted model, not a curated record. Bases 1 to 729 code for a protein of 242 amino acids. Gene Ontology annotation, molecular function: cytokine activity.